This is a messenger RNA of Cimex lectularius (bed bug), 1344 nucleotides long. Its product is annotated as ER lumen protein-retaining receptor 3-like. Gene Ontology annotation, molecular function: ER lumen protein retrieval receptor activity. The record is from RefSeq and is a predicted model, not a curated record. Gene Ontology annotation, cellular component: cis-Golgi network; membrane; endoplasmic reticulum. Gene Ontology annotation, biological process: protein retention in ER lumen; endoplasmic reticulum to Golgi vesicle-mediated transport. Bases 248 to 1081 code for a protein of 277 amino acids. Lineage: Eukaryota; Metazoa; Arthropoda; Insecta; Hemiptera; Cimicidae. The transcript is spliced from 4 exons.
UAAAAUGUUUUAAAGGAUUGGAGUUUUCCCCUUGAAAUAAAAUCGCUGUCAGUUAGCUUUGAUACAACGUCCAGAACAGAUUUGUCUUCGUGCGAACGAAGCAGGCGGAAUUCUUGACGCUGCCCGACCAGCGCAUCAGCUAUGGCUCGACUGCUCUUUAUGUGACGCUGGUCGAUUCAAUUUUUGAAAACAGCAAAAUAGCAAUAAAAAUAAAUUAAAAACUGACUCCACAAGCACACGGCUCGAAAUGGAAAUCAUAUCCUAUGGGGCAAUCAUCGGUGAUCUGUGCUACUUCACAGCAACGUCAAUUCUCUUGAUCAGAUUUAUCAAAACAAAGUCAUGCUCAGGUUUUUCUGGAAAAAUGCAAAUUAUUUAUUCACUUGUCUUUACAACAAAAACGACAUGCUUAAUAUUUGCAUCUCCAAGCGUUACGCUGUACUACGUGCUAAAGACCAUCAUUCUCACUGUUGUUUCAUACAUUAUUUUAUACCUCAUGUACAGAAUGUAUGCAAAGACAUAUGAAAAUGAGUUUGACAAAUUUUGGAUCGAAGCAAUCAUAAUAUUCGCACUGUGUAUAUCACUUUUAGAAAGCAACGAUAUAUCAUCACCUGAAUCUAUUAUGGAAUCAUUUAGUGGUUACUUAGAAGCUUUGGUUUUGUUGCCUCAAGUUUACUUCACUUAUCGAAGUGAAGGAUAUUACAAUGUCGUAUCAAUCUACAUGCUCUUCCUUACGAUUUACAAUUCGCUUUAUAUUCUCCACUGGUUGCACCGAUACAACAGCGACGGCUCAUGGGACCCAUAUACUGGGUAUGCUACAUUCGUUGGCGCGUUUAUCGGACUGUCAUACUUCUUGCUCAUGUUUGCUCUAAAGAAAGAAUACGGCAAACCAGAGAUUCUACCUUACAAGCCGAAACCGACUCUUAUGCACCAAAAUUCACUUCUAGAAUCUCCAUUAUUAAAACGGAGUAUGCCAUCAUCAUCCUCGUUGUGCACUGUUUACACAAUAUCCCAAGAUGGAAGUAGUAACAGUUCAUCGCCCAAUGGAAGUUUGCAAGAUUUCAAAAUUGACGGACGAUACUGAAUUAAUAAAAGAUUUAAUAGAAAAAUAGUUUUAAUAUUUAUUUUUUUAUAUAUAUGUAUAUUAUAUAAGUAUGUACAAACAUUAAUUUUCGGCUGUGAAUUCUCAAAACAACAUUGUUUGGUUAUAAUUUAGUUCCUUCUAUAAACUACUUUUUUUAAGAACCAAUGAAUUUAUGUGUGCCACAUGUAUUUAAAAUUGAGUUAAGAGAAAGAAUGUGUAAAAUUAAAAUGAAUAAAUUAAACAAUAAAUUAAUAUUUUUUUUA